AUGCUUAUUCAAGGAAAUAGAGCUAGAGAUUUCAUUGAGAUGGAGCAAGAUGUGAACUUAGAAGAAGAAAUGCAAGAGUCAGAUGACGACUUCCUUGAAUCUGAAGAAAUUAGACAUAAUACAAUAGUGCAAAAUGAGGAAACUUCACCAAGUGUUCUCUCUAAUAAGAGGAGUCGACAUACCUAUGAUGUGUUCCAUAAUGCGGUUGGUUUGAUUACUGAAAUUCUUAAAGAAAUGUCAAAGGAAUUGAGUCAAGGUAUUAAAUUUGACAUGAAGAUCAACGAACUAAGUGAGAAGAUCCCUCUAGAGAUUUGA
Messenger RNA from Lactuca virosa, 315 nucleotides. The record is from the annotation of a GenBank genome assembly. Lineage: Eukaryota; Viridiplantae; Streptophyta; Magnoliopsida; Asterales; Asteraceae.